Emericellopsis cladophorae is the source of this 1284-nucleotide messenger RNA. RefSeq lists its product as uncharacterized. Bases 1 to 1284 code for a protein of 427 amino acids. The transcript is spliced from 2 exons. NCBI's taxonomy places the organism in Eukaryota, Fungi, Ascomycota, Sordariomycetes, Hypocreales, Bionectriaceae. Gene Ontology annotation, molecular function: 3-oxoacyl-[acyl-carrier-protein] synthase activity. The record is from RefSeq and is a predicted model, not a curated record. Gene Ontology annotation, biological process: fatty acid biosynthetic process.
AUGCGCCGAGUCGUCGUGACUGGCCUAGGUGCCAUCACCCCCUUGGGCACCAACAUUGCCCGUACCUGGACGCGCCUCCUCGCCGGCGACUCUGGCCUGACUAGCGUCCUCGAGCGCUUCCCCUCGGAUCCGCGAUGGCGAGAGCUCACAAGUACUGUCGCGGGCCUCGUGCCCGAGGGCAAGGAUGGGUGGGUCGCGGACGACUGGUUGGACAAGAUUGAGCAGAGGCGCAUGUCAAGGUUCACGCAGUAUGCCCUGGCGGCGGGCGAGAUGGCACUGAAGGAUGCCAAGCUGGAGGGCAUGAGCAGCGAGACAAAAGAAGAGACGGGGGUCUGUCUGGGUAGUGGCAUUGGGAACCUGGAUGAGAUGUACGAGACCAGUCUUGCUCAUCAAUCGGGAGGCUACAAGAAAGUCUCACCACUCUUCGUCCCCAAGAUCCUGAUCAACAUGGCUGCUGGGCACAUUGCCAUCAAGUACGGUCUCCACGGCCCCAAUCACGCAGCCACCACGGCCUGCACGACAGGUGCUCAUUCCAUCGGCGACGCAGCGCGCUUCAUCGCCUUGGGCGACGCCUCCGUCAUGGUCGCCGGCGGAUCAGAGUCGUGCAUCCACCCACUUACCUUUGCUGGCUUUGGCCGGGCACGAUCGCUCUCGACGGCAUACAACAAUGACCCGUCCGGGAGCUGCCGCCCGUUCGACAAGGGACGAAACGGCUUCGUCGUGUCCGAGGGCGCGGCCGUCUGUGUCCUCGAGGAGCUGGAGCACGCCCGGGCCCGCGGCGCGAGGAUCUACGCCGAGGUCAGGGGCUAUGGCUGCAGCGGCGACGCGUACCACAUGACCGCGCCGCGCGAGGACGGCCACGGGGCCUUUCUGGCCAUGAAGAGGGCGCUGCGCAACGCGGGGAUCCGACCGGCCGAGGUGGGUUACAUCAACGCGCACGGCACAGGGACGCAGGUGGGGGACGUGGCCGAGGCCAUGGCCAUUCGACGCCUCAUGCUGGGCGAGGAUGGCGUGCGGAGGGAGUCGGACGUGACGGUCAGCAGCACCAAGGGUGCCCUGGGCCACUUGCUCGGCGCUGCUGGCGCCAUCGAGGCCAUGUUUGCCAUACUUGCUCUCCACGAGGGAGUGGUGCCAGCGACAGCCAACCUAGAGCAGCCGGAUGUCGGAGUCGCCUUCAACUUUGUGCCCAAGGCUGCGCAGUACAAGAAGAUGGACGUGGCCGUGUCCAACAGCUUUGGGUUUGGGGGUACCAACAGCUCGCUGGUGUUCUCCAGGCUGAUCUGA